Penicillium antarcticum is the source of this 585-nucleotide messenger RNA. Its product is annotated as cupin domain-containing protein. Lineage: Eukaryota; Fungi; Ascomycota; Eurotiomycetes; Eurotiales; Aspergillaceae. The transcript is spliced from 3 exons. Bases 1 to 585 code for a protein of 194 amino acids. The record is from RefSeq and is a predicted model, not a curated record.
AUGCUCGUCAAAAAAGUCCAACCAGAAACAUGCCAAGUGCCAGCAACAAACCAUUCACCAAAUUCAAAACUCCCCGUCAUCGUAUACCGCGAUGCCUUAAUCAACAAGACUCCCGAAGGAGCCCAAGAAGCCGUGGAAACCAGUGCGUGGAUUAAUGGCGGUCACUGGAAAAUCCAAAAAGAUUCUUUGGCUGGGACGUCGCAUUACCACAGUAUUACCCAUGAGGCAUACACUGUGUUGCAUGGAAAUGCAACUUAUUUACUCGGAAGGUCACCUCUGGACAAUGAGAUUGAUGAAAAUGGUAACCCGGUGGGUGUAGUAUUUAAGGCUUCUGAAGGAGAUGUAUUUGUUCUCCCGGCCGGCGUGUCGCAUUUUGUAACUGAUACGGAGGAUGGAUAUGAGAUUCUUGGAUUCUACUCGCUGAGUGAGCACAAUUCCCACGAGCAGCCGUAUGAUAUGCACUAUGGACGACGAUCCGUUGAGGAUACCGAAGCUAUGCGGAAAGACAUCGAGAAAGUCUCUGUUCCAAUGGUUGAUCCUAUAUAUGGAGAGCGUGGUCCCAUGCAGGAAAUAUGGCGUGGAUAG